AUGGCUGGAGAGCCAUCCCAGGCAGCCGAGCAGCCCAAGUCUCCGCCACGUGAGCGACCGUGGCUGCUGCCAUAUAAUCGCAAGCUUAGACACCUCCAAGGCAUCACGAUCCGGAAUCUCACACUUACCACGACUCCCCCAAAGUCGCGCGGACGGACCAUUGAUGAUGAAGCGAUACCGAGUACACUCAAGUCGCCCACUAAGGCCUUCGCUUUGAGAGAGAGCAGGGGUCUGGCGCAUUCGCGAUCUUCGAGCGAUCUCACCUCUCCCGAAGAUAGCGUCCGGCGCAGCAGUGGUGGUUUGCGCGAACCUACCACUCCAAUCAGACCCGGAUAUGGCAAAGGACUGCGAAGACGCUCGACCAUGGAGUGGACAAACGCGAGCCCGCUGACUCGCCAGAAGAAGCUGGAAGAUAUUACCGCAGGGCGCAUGGCGGAUACCUUCUUCAGCUUGCAUGCACAGGAUCAGGAAGAGCCGGUAUACAUCUCCGAGGUCGCGGAGAAGGCCAUGAACCCAAACUUCAAGUUCUUCGAUCUCGGCCCGUGUGGCCCUGGUGUCACGCGAUUGGACAAGCUGACUGUGAGGGUGUGGGCUAAGAGCGAGACGAUGCAGGAAUGGCAGUAUCUCAUCGACUACACAGUACAGUUCAGGUCGUUACAGUUCAUCGGCAGGACGCUCGGAGGUUUCAGACAUCCACUGCCGCAGAACUGCAUACUGUUCCAUAUGACGGAUGGCAUCUACACCAGCUUUACGGAUCUGCCGGUACAGGAACGAAUGCGCCCCGAGGUUCUCGCACCACCAAAGGAGAACCCAGACGGCAAAGCUCUCAGCUCCUCGUCGUACGACGCACUCAUGCGACUAUCAACUCUAGAUGACUGCAUACAGGAUGCGCUGACUACACGGGACCGGAUUGCCGACGAGAUCGAGGGCAUACUCGCAGCGAACAAGGAAGACAUAUGCACGGUUGAGUCGGUCGCCGAGACAGAAGACAGUCUGCGGACCGUCGAGGCUGCCGUGACUGCGGAAAAGCGACGAGUGGUAGCAGCACGCAGGAAGCGUGACGAACUACAAGCCAACAUCGCAUACCGACGAGAGAAGAUGCAAGCCGGUCGCGACCAGCAAGCAGAUGCCUCCUCAAGAUUAUCCCUCGAGCGUACCAAGGCCAAUGAAACCAAAGCCCUCAUAGAAAAAGCCAGCGAGGACAUAACCGGCCAACGCCGUCGAGUCAGUGAAGAUGUCCUCAGAAUCUUCCCCAUCGAACCCAUUCCAGGAAAACCCCUCGCUUUCACAAUCCGCGGUCUCCUCCUACCUAACUCCGUUUUCGAUGAAGUAAAAGAAGACAUGACAUCGGCAGCUCUCGGCUACGUAGCGCAGGUUGUGCACUCCCUAUCCCCUUACCUUUCCGUCAUCCUACCCUAUCCAAUCUCACCCCAUGGCUCCACAUCGACAAUUGACGAUCCACUUGCCGUCACGCAGAGCGGUCAAAAUGCCCAACGCACGUAUCCGCUAUAUAUGAAGAAUGUUGUGAGAUAUCGCUUCGAGUACGGCGUUUUUCUCCUCAACAAGAAUAUUGAGAUUCUUUCUAAUUCUCUGGGGCUACGGCCUGUGGAUAUUAGGCAUACCUUGCCGAACUUGAAGUACCUGCUUUAUGUUGCUACCGCUGGGAAAGGCGAGCUGCCAGCAAGAAAAGCGGGUGGCAUCAAAGGCUUGUUAAGGAAGGAUGGUGCCAUGUCUCGAAAAGGGAGCAUGGAUAGCACCAUCACCAUGAGCAGUGUUGGCACACCCACGACCGAGUUGAAGAAGAGUCUGGAGAUUGCGGGGAAGAGACUGGAUCAGGGAAAAACGAACGGUGCGCCUACUCAAGCACAAACAAAUGCAGGGAGCAGGCUAAGACCUGCUGCAUAA
This is a messenger RNA of Alternaria atra, 1905 nucleotides long. RefSeq lists its product as uncharacterized. Gene Ontology annotation, biological process: SNARE complex assembly. Gene Ontology annotation, molecular function: SNARE binding. NCBI's taxonomy places the organism in Eukaryota, Fungi, Ascomycota, Dothideomycetes, Pleosporales, Pleosporaceae. Gene Ontology annotation, cellular component: endosome; lytic vacuole. The transcript is spliced from 2 exons. The coding region runs from base 1 to 1905 and encodes 634 amino acids. The record is from RefSeq and is a predicted model, not a curated record.